UUGGCAGAUUAUGAAUGAGCCUUUGGCCAAGUCUUGUAUGUGUUUAAAAUAAACAAAUUAUAAAUUUUUGUGAAUAAACAUCCAUGCAGAAUCCGUUUCGUUGAUUAAAUAAUCUCCAGAGCGCAUUCCUUGAAGUUUGCGCUCCCCGGGGGAGGUUUUAUUUGUAAAGUGCAAAGGAAACUUCAAAGAUUGACUCCGUGUGGGGUUGGGCUUCGCCCCCGCUGCGUCUGCAGCUGGGAAACGUGCGUGCUCAUAAAAGAAUGGGCGAGGGAGCGUCACCAGGCGGGGUCGGUGGCGGCGGCGGUGCCCGCCUCUCCCACACAUCAGAAAAGCACCCCCGAGCAAUUCUCGGUGAGCUCUCUGCUCUGAGGCGACAUAGAGAGCUCUGUGAUGUUGUGCUCAAUGUUGCGAACAGGAAACUCUUUGCUCACAGAGUUAUCCUGUCAGCAUGCAGUCCAUACUUUCGAGCGAUGUUUACUGGCGAGCUGGCGGAGUCGCGUGCCACCGAGGUCACAAUUCGCGACGUGGAUGAGCACGCAAUGGAGCAGCUCAUCGAGUUCUGUUACACUGCUCACAUUAUCGUGGAGGAGAGCAAUGUGCAGGCGCUGCUUCCUGCCGCGUGCUUGCUACAACUGCAGGAGAUCCAAGACGUUUGCUGCGAGUUCCUCAAGCGGCAACUGGACUGUUCCAAUUGUCUUGGUAUCCGCGCCUUUGCCGACACACACUCUUGCCGAGAACUGCUCAGGAUCGCGGACAAGUUCACGCAACAGAACUUUCCAGAGGUCAUGGAGAGUGAAGAGUUCCUACUGCUGCCCGCGUCGCAGCUGAUAGACAUAGUGUCCUCGGAUGAGCUCAACGUGCGCUCGGAGGAGCAGACCUUCCAGGCAGUCAUGUCCUGGGUCAAGUACAAUGUCGCCGAACGGCGGCAGCAUCUCGCUCAGGUUCUUCAGCAUGUCCGUCUACCGUUGCUUAGUCCCAAGUUCCUGGUGGGCACAGUGUCCUCGGAACUCCUCAUCAGAUCCGAUGAUGCCUGCCGGGAUCUGUUAGAUGAAGCCAAAAACUACCUGCUACUUCCACAAGAAAGGCCGCUCAUGCAAGGACCCCGGACGCGACCCAGAAAACCCACCAGAAGAGGAGAGGUGUUAUUCGCGGUGGGAGGUUGGUGCUCCGGAGACGCCAUCGCCAGCGUGGAGCGCUUCGAGCCCAGUACGGGCGAGUGGAAGAUGGUGGCUCCCAUGUCCAAACGGCGGUGUGGAGUAGGCGUGGCCGUGCUGCAGGAGCUGCUGUACGCGGUGGGAGGCCACGACGGACAAAGCUACCUCAACAGCAUCGAGCGGUAUGACCCGCAGACCAAUCAGUGGUGCGGCGCGGUCGCUCCCACAUCGUCGUGCCGCACGUCGGUGGGCGUGGCCGUACUGGAGGGGGCUCUGUACGCGGUGGGGGGACAAGAUGGCGUGCAGUGCCUCAACCACGUGGAGCGAUAUGAUCCCAAGGACAACCGCUGGACCAAGGUGGCAGCUAUGACGACCCGGCGGCUCGGUGUGGCCGUAGCGGUACUGGGAGGCUACCUGUAUGCCGUGGGGGGCUCCGACGGACAGUCGCCGCUCAACACGGUGGAGCGUUACGACCCCCGCGCGAACAAAUGGACGUCGGUAGCGUCUAUGUCGACGCGACGCAAACACCUUGGCUGCGCCGUGUUCGACGGACAGAUCUACGCAGUGGGCGGACGCGACGACUGCACCGAACUAUCCUCCGCCGAACGAUACGAGCCAUCGACGGACACGUGGUCGCCGGUGGUGGCGAUGACGUCACGGCGCAGCGGGGUGGGUCUGGCGGUGCUCAACGGACAGCUGUACGCCGUGGGGGGCUUCGACGGUACCGCCUACCUCAAGUCUAUCGAGGUGUACGACCCGGAGUCGAACCAGUGGCGGCUGUGUGGUGCCAUGAACUACCGGCGACUUGGAGGCGGAGUGGGUGUGAUGCGCGCUCCGCACCAUGACAAUCACUAUAUAUGGAACAGGAAAGACUCGGUGGUGUGAAACAACAUCGCCACAUCGAUAUUAUGUUAAGUCGUUACUCAUUUUAUUUUAUUGUUAAAUCUAUGAUAAUGAAAUAUUUAUAAAUAAAUGGAGAUAUAAAUUUUAGAUAUUAAAUUA
Molecule: messenger RNA, 2156 nt
Organism: Leptidea sinapis
Lineage: Eukaryota; Metazoa; Arthropoda; Insecta; Lepidoptera; Pieridae
Gene: dbo
Product: kelch-like protein diablo
Exons: 14
Coding region: 261-2039 (592 amino acids)
Molecular function (GO): protein binding
Source: RefSeq, a predicted model, not a curated record